This is a messenger RNA of Drosophila guanche, 1009 nucleotides long. Its product is annotated as methyltransferase-like protein 22. Gene Ontology annotation, cellular component: nucleus. Gene Ontology annotation, biological process: protein methylation. The record is from RefSeq and is a predicted model, not a curated record. NCBI's taxonomy places the organism in Eukaryota, Metazoa, Arthropoda, Insecta, Diptera, Drosophilidae. The coding region runs from base 124 to 963 and encodes 279 amino acids. Gene Ontology annotation, molecular function: protein methyltransferase activity. The transcript has a single exon.
UGGUCACACUGCACGCAACGUCCCAGGCCUUGGAGCCAAAUUUUUGUUGGCCCUAAAAUUCUCGCGUAUAAUAUAUAAAACAAUGUGCAUAUAUGUACGAGGCGCACAUAACACGCGAUCAUCAUGUUCACGGUCACAUCGGAAAUCUACAGUGAAACCAACUAUCAGCCAACGAAGACGGAAGAUGGCCACAAAGUCGUCUCCAAGUUUCGGUUCCGAUAUCCCGACGAGAAGCUGGAGAGGAUUGGGCUGACCAGCGCCGAUAAAGAUGGCGAUCUGGAUGUGCCAAGGCCACGUCGAGGCGUCAUAGAACUUGAACAUUCCGUGGCCACGGAGCUGAAGCUGGUGGGGCUGCAAGUGUGGCGCGGCGCGCUGCUCCUGGCGGAUUACUUGUUCUCCCAGCGGCAGGAGCUGGCCAAUCAGACCAUCAUGGAGCUGGGCGCUGGCGUGGGACUGACCAGCAUAGCAGCGGCGAUUCACAACAGCGGAAAGGUCUACUGCACGGAUGUGGAUUUGGGCUGCAUUCUGAAGCUCAUCCGUGGCAAUGUGCAGCGCAAUGUGAGCCUCAUGUGUGGCCAGGUGUCCGUGCUGGAGUUCAACUUUCUGAUACCACGAGAGGAGCAGGCACCGGAGCUACUGUCCGCCAUCGAUGCCAGCGAUGUGAUUUUGGCUGCGGAUGUCAUCUACGAUGACACCCUAACCGACGCCUUUGUGGCCGUUGUGGAUCAGAUCUUGGCCAGAGGACAACCCACGGGCAGGCCCAAGACCAUUUACAUGGCUCUGGAGAAGCGCGUGGUGUUCACCUUCGAGGACUGCGAAGCGGUGGCGCCCAUGUACGAGUAUUUUCUGAGGCAAACGGCACACAAGCCAUGGAAAUUGGAGCAUCUGCCACUGGAUUUUCCUCAGUACUUUGACUACGAUCGCUGCCGUCAGUUGAUUCUGAUGAGGAUCACCAGUCGUUAGCUGCUUCCCUGUUGCCUGACAUCCAUAAUUAAACGUUGUAUGUGAA